Messenger RNA from Prunus dulcis (almond), 512 nucleotides. RefSeq lists its product as uncharacterized. Bases 93 to 512 code for a protein of 139 amino acids. Lineage: Eukaryota; Viridiplantae; Streptophyta; Magnoliopsida; Rosales; Rosaceae. The record is from RefSeq and is a predicted model, not a curated record. The transcript is spliced from 2 exons.
UUUCUUUAUUAUUUUCUUCUAUUAUUUUUAUAAUUAUAUUUUUAUUCUUUUCUAACACAUUGUUGUUUGUUUGUGUUUCUCCAUCUCCACCGAUGUUGAGAUCAACAAGGAUAAUCAGAUGUGGAUAUUCCAUGAUUCGUAAGCUUGGCAAUUGCGUUGAUAAGAAGUUACAGAAUCAUUAUAACUAUACUUUGAAAAAGGUUGAAGAAGACCUCAAAGAGAUUACUGAUGUUUACAUCCACGAGUCGUCGGACAUGGAAGCCAUUGUGAAGCUGAGGGAUGAGGGCAAGUGGCCAAUAGGCACCAACGUGGUCUAUGAGAUUGAUUCACUUCAGGGUGAAGAGCUCAAGAAAGUUGAGACCAUGGCCAGGAGUGCGGGCCUCAUUGUGCAGGAAGUAAAGAACUGGUUUGAGCCAGAACCAGAAAAGGGUAAAAGGGCAGAGCCAGGAUAUGUGGCGAAAGAAGGUGGAUAUGAGUCGGCAGACAUUGGAAAAGGAAGUACUAGUAACUAA